Molecule: messenger RNA, 1584 nt
Organism: Talaromyces rugulosus
Lineage: Eukaryota; Fungi; Ascomycota; Eurotiomycetes; Eurotiales; Trichocomaceae
Exons: 4
Coding region: 1-1584 (527 amino acids)
Biological process (GO): carbohydrate transport; transmembrane transport
Cellular component (GO): membrane
Molecular function (GO): carbohydrate:proton symporter activity
Source: RefSeq, a predicted model, not a curated record
AUGUCGCCCUUGACGGUCAACCCAUUGAAGCAGGAUACGCUCAGCCACGUUAAGUGCAUCCUGAUCUGUCUUGUAGUGACCCUGGGCAGUCUGCAGUAUGGACUUGACUAUGCCUUGGUGGGCGGCUUUCUCUCCAUGCCGGGAUUCUUGAAGGUGUUCGGCUACUAUGAUGAGGCAAAAGCUACGUGGGCGAUCAAUCCUACCGUACAACAACUCAUCUCCUCAUUGAUGACCAUUGGCACCUUUGUCGGCUCACUGCUCGUGGGACCGCUGAGCUGGAAAUUCGGCCGCCGUGUUGGUCUCUGGAGUGCAUCUCUUCUGUGCUACAUUUCGACCGCGAUCAUGCUGGGCAGUUCUAGUGUCGGGGCGCUCUACUUUGCGCGUUUACUUCUCGGUGUUUCCGUGGGCUGGUUCAUGACAUUUGCCCAACUCUACGUCUACGAGACUUCCCCAGCCCACUUGCGUGCCAUAUCCCUUGGUUGCUACCAGGUCACUCUGUCGAUUGGCUCCAUCAUCGGAUCCGCGAUUGACAAGGGCACGUCCACCAUGGAAAGCCGCAGGGCCUACCAGAUCCCAUUGGCAAUCUUCUUCGUUGUGCCCACUGUUCUCUCCAUCUGCCUCUUCUUCUUCCCCGAAUCCCCUCGAUGGCUCACCGUGCAAGGCCGGACCCAAGACGCACGCAAGGCGCUUUCUCGACUUCGAAACUCCAACAUUGACCCGGCACAGUUGCAGGCCGAGCUCGCCACCAUCGAGAAGUCGACGGAAGAGCAACUGAACACCAAGGGCAAGCCCGCCUGGAUCGAAAUGUGGCGCGGCACCAAUCUCCGGCGCACGCUGCUGUCGAUUGCAGUGGUGUGUUUUCACAGCGGCAAUGGCUCGAGCUGGAUUAACAUCUAUACGACAUACUACUUCACCAUUGCCGGGGUGAAAGACGCCUUUAGUUACUCGAUCCUCGUCAGCUGUCUCGGCUUCCUGGGCGUGUUGACCUCCGUCUGUUUCAUCAGGUACGUCGAUCGCCGCCAGGUGCUGUUCUGGGGCUGUUUGGCCUGUGGUCUUUGCCAGCUCGUACCGGCCAUCACCUGGUCCGUCAACCCCGGCUCAAUCAACUCCGGCAAAGUUGUCGUUGCAUUCAUCGCCCUUUUCACUUUCUUUUAUACCAUGUAUGCCCCUUACGCCUGGCUUCUUGGUGGAGAGUGCCCGAACAACGCGCUGCGGCCGUUCACUUUUGGUGUCGCCACCGCAGCAAACUUCCUUUUCAACUGGCUGGGCACUUUUACUGCUCCGUACUUCAUCAACCCAGCUGAGCUCAACUGGUCAGCCAAGUACGGUUAUAUCUGGUUCGGCUCGAACAUGAUCAUCGCCGCCUUUGUUUUCUUCUUUGUGCCCGAGACUCGGGACCGCACUCUGGAGGAGAUCCAUGAGAUGUUUGAAGCUCGAGUGCCGGCGCGCGAGUUCAAAAACUAUGUAUGUGAAAAGACCGGCGCGUUUGCGGCCGAGGGCAUGGGCCAGGCUGGUUCCUUGCAUGAUGAUGACAGCCGUAGUCCGAGUGACGGACAAGAGGUCAACAUUGAAAGUAAGGCAUAG